This is a messenger RNA of Anguilla rostrata (American eel), 712 nucleotides long. RefSeq names its product small ribosomal subunit protein eS10-like. The record is from RefSeq and is a predicted model, not a curated record. Gene Ontology annotation, cellular component: cytosolic small ribosomal subunit. Gene Ontology annotation, molecular function: structural constituent of ribosome; RNA binding. The transcript has 6 exons. Lineage: Eukaryota; Metazoa; Chordata; Actinopteri; Anguilliformes; Anguillidae. Bases 137 to 637 code for a protein of 166 amino acids.
UCUCUCUCUCUUCAUGCCGAGCCCCCUUAUGGCGCCGCGGUGAAAAAAAAACAGCCGUCAAACGUCAUUUCCUGUUCGACGGUGUGUUUCCUUCUUUCCGUUUCCAAGCGUUAGCUAAAAAGGCAGUACAGUAAAGAUGUUGAUGCCCAAGAAGAACCGCAUUGCCAUCUACGAGCUCCUCUUCAAGGAAGGGGUAAUGGUGGCUAAGAAGGACGUGCAUCUGGCCAAGCAUCCAGAACUGGCAGAAAAGAAUGUGCCUAACCUGCACGUCAUGAAAGCUAUGCAGACUCUGAAGUCUUGCGGGUACGUCAAGGAGCAGUUCGCCUGGCGCCACUUCUACUGGUACCUCACCAACGAGGGCAUCCAGUACCUGAGGGACUUCCUGCACCUGCCGCCCGAAAUCGUGCCCGCCACCCUGCGCCGCCAAACUCGUCCAGAGACCGCGCGACCCAGACCCAAAGGCAUGGAGGGAGACAGGCCGGCUCGCAUGCCCCGUGGAGAAACGGACAGAGACUCCUACAGGCGCUCGGCAGCGCCAGGCGGUGGUGACAAGAAGGCCGAGGCGGGCGCCGGGGCGGCCACAGAAUUCCAGUUUAGAGGGGGCUUCGGACGCGGCCGGGGACAGCAGCCUCAGUAAAUCAGUCUCAUCGCAGAGGCAGCGCUCUCGACCUGCGCAGACAUGUUUUUGUACAUUAAAGUCCCAUCAACCACA